Molecule: messenger RNA, 5845 nt
Organism: Phacochoerus africanus (Common warthog)
Lineage: Eukaryota; Metazoa; Chordata; Mammalia; Artiodactyla; Suidae
Gene: BICRA
Product: BRD4 interacting chromatin remodeling complex associated protein
Biological process (GO): positive regulation of DNA-templated transcription
Cellular component (GO): SWI/SNF complex
Source: RefSeq, a predicted model, not a curated record
CUGCCGGGCGGCCGCCAUGCGAUCAGGCAGUGCGCUGACCGGCCCGGCCGGUCGGCCCCUUCUGGGUCCUCCCUUUGCAGCCCGUGCGGGGCCGUCUCGGAGACCCCGCGCCGACGGCUGCUCAAACAUCAGGCUGGCCCCCGAAAGGACGCUCCCCAAGUCCCCAGCCGGGGGCCCCGCGUAGACCUGGAGUGGACACCCCCUCCUUCCCUUCAUGAUUCGUUUGUAGCGCAGUGGCGAUGGAUGAUGAGGAUGGGAGAUGCUUACUAGACGUGAUUUGUGACCCCCAGGCCCUCAAUGACUUCUUACAUGGAUCUGAGAAGCUCGACAGCGAUGACCUCCUGGAUAACCCCGGGGAGGCCCCAAGUGCCUUCUAUGAAGGUCCCGGGCUCCAUGUGCAAGAAGCUUCUGGCAACCACUUGAACCCAGAGCCCAGCCAGCCGGCCCCCAGCGUGGACCUUGACUUCUUGGAAGAUGACAUCCUGGGCUCGCCUGCAGCAGGAGGUGGUGGCGGGGGUGGUGGGGGCGCUGACCAGCCCUGCGACAUCCUCCAGCAGAGCCUCCAAGAGGCCAACAUCACUGAGCAGACACUUGAAGCCGAGGCUGAACUGGACCUGGGCCCCUUCCAGCUGCCUACCCUGCAGCCCGCAGAUGGCGGGGCAGGCCCGGCGGGCGCUGGAGGAGCUGCUGCCGUGGCCGCAGGACCCCAGGCCCUCUUCCCAGGCGGUGCCGACCUGCUGGGGCUGCAGGCCCCACCCACGGUGCUGACCCACCAGGCCCUGGUGCCACCCCAGGACGUGGUCAGCAAAGCUCUCAGCGUCCAGCCUUUUCUGCAGCCCGUGGGCCUGGGCAACGUGACCCUGCAGCCCAUCCCCGGCCUCCAAGGCCUGCCCAAUGGCAGCCCCGGGGGUGCCACGGCAGCCACGCUCGGCCUGGCCCCCAUCCAAGUGGUGGGCCAGCCCGUCAUGGCCCUCAACCCGCCCACCUCCCAGCUCCUGGCCAAGCAGGUGCCUGUCAGCGGUUAUCUGGCCUCAGCAGCCGGCCCUUCAGAGCCAGUGACCCUGGCAUCGGCCGGUGUCUCACCCCAGGGGGCAGGGCUGGUCAUCCAGAAGAACCUCCCAGCCGCCGUGGCCACCACGCUCAACGGGAACUCAGUGUUCGGAGGGGCGGGAGCUGCCACGGCCACAGCCAGUGGGGCGCCCUCGGGACAGCCGCUGGCAGUGGCCCCGGGCCUUGGCACGUCGCCGCUGGUUCCUGCGCCCAACGUGAUCCUGCACCGCACGCCCACGCCCAUCCAGCCCAAGCCUGCCGGCGUGCUGCCCCCCAAGCUCUACCAGCUGACACCCAAGCCAUUCGCCCCUGCGGGCGCCACACUCACCAUCCAGGGUGAGGCGGGGGGCCUCCCACAGCAGCCCAAGGCCCCCCAGAACCUGACUUUCAUGGCAGCAGGCAAGGCCGGCCAGAACGUGGUGCUGUCAGGCUUCCCGGCGCCCGCCCUGCAGGCGAACGUCUUCAAGCAGCCUCCUGCCACCACCACCGGGGCGGCCCCGCCACAGCCCCCCGGGGCCCUGAGCAAACCCAUGAGUGUGCACCUCCUGAAUCAGGGCAGCAGCAUCGUCAUCCCCGCCCAGCACAUGCUGCCCGGCCAGAACCAGUUCCUGCUGCCUGGCACGUCGGCGGUCCAGCUCCCGCAGCCGCUCUCGGCCCUGCCGGCCAACGUGGGUGGGCAGAUCCUGGCGGCCGCAGCCCCCCAUGCCAGUGGACAGCUCAUCGCAAACCCCAUCCUCACCAACCAGAACCUGGCCGGCCCGCUGAGCCUGGGCCCCGUGCUGGCCCCCCACUCCGGGGCCCACAGCACCGCCCACAUCCUCUCGGCCGCCCCCAUCCAGGUGGGCCAGCCGGCGCUCUUCCAGAUGCCCGUGUCGCUGGCUGCGGGCAGCCUGCCCACGCAGAGCCAGCCGGCACCCGCCGGCCCCACCGCCACUACCGUCCUCCAGGGGGUCACUCUGCCCCCUAGCGCUGUGGCCAUGCUCAACACCCCCGAGGGUCUGGUGCAGCCGGCCACCCCUGCCGCCGCCGCCACCGGGGAAGCAGCACCUGUCCUCACGGUGCAGACAGCGCCCCAGGCACCCCCCACGGUCAGCACACCGCUGCCUCUGGGCCUCCAGCAGCCACAGGCGCAGCAACAGCAGCCCCCACAGGCCCCUAUCCCGCAGGCUGCCGCCCCGCCUCAGGCCACCACCCCCCAGCCCAGCCCAGGCCUGGCGUCCAGCCCGGAGAAGAUCGUCCUGGGGCAGCCGCCCUCUGGCGCCGCCACGGCCAUCCUCACUCAGGACUCCCUGCAGAUGUUCCUGCCCCAGGAGAGGAGCCAGCAGCCCCUCCCCACAGAGGGCCCCCACCUCUCCGUGCCCGCCUCGGUCAUAGUCAGCGCCCCGCCUCCCGCCCAAGACCCAGCCCCGACCACCCCCGUCGCCAAAGGAGCUGGCCUUGGCCCUCAGGCCCCCGACAGCCAGGCUUCCCCGGCGCCGGCCCCCCAGAUCCCAGCAGCGGCUCCGCUGAAGGGCCCAGGCCCCUCCUCAUCCCCGUCACUACCUCACCAGGCCCCCCUGGGGGACAGCCCCCACCUGCCCUCCCCGCACCCUGCCCGGCCCCCCUCCCGCCCGCCCUCCAGGCCCCACUCCCGCCCACCGUCCCAGCCGCAGAGCCUGUCCCGCCCACCCUCGGAGCCCGCCCUGCACCCUUGCCCUCCCCCCCAGGUGCCCCCCACUCUGCCCGGCAUCUUCGUCAUCCAGAACCAGCUGGGCGUCCCCCCAGCCACAAGCACCCCCGCCCCCUCUGCCCCGGGCCCGCCCCAGCCCCCUCUGCGACCCCCAUCCCAACCCCUGGAAGGGCCGCUGCCCGCAGCCCCCCACGUCCCUCCCGCCUCCACCGCCGCCACGGCCUCCUCCGAGACGUCCUCCAGGCUGCCAGCCCCCACGCCGCCCGACUUCCAGCUCCAGUUCCCACCUGGCCAGGGGCCCCACAAGUCCUCCACGCCCCCUCCGACCCUCCACCUGGUCCCCGAGCCCACAGCGCCCCCCCCACCGCCUCCUCGGACCUUCCAGAUGGUGACCACCCCCUUCCCGGCGCUGCCCCAGCCGAAGGCUCUUCUCGAGAGAUUUCAGGUGCCGUCCGGAAUCCUUCUCCAGAGCAAGACCCCGCAGACCUCCGCCAGCCUGGGGCCCCUCGCCAGCCCCACUGCCUCCGUGCUGGUCAGCGGGCAGGCCCCAUCCGGGACCCCCACCGCCCCCAGCCACCCCCCUGCCCCGGCGCCCAUGGCCACCGCAGGCCUCCCUCCUCUGCUUCCUGCCGAGAGCAAAGCUUUUGCCAGCAGCCUCCCGUCCCUGAGUGUGGCCAAGGCGAUUGCAUCCGGGCCGGGGAAGUCCUCCGCGCUGCAGUAUGAGAGCAAGUUGAGCGGCCUGAAGAAACCACCCACGCUUCAGCCCAGCAAAGAAGCCUGCUUCUUGGAGCAUUUGCACAAACAUCAGGGCUCCGUCCUGCACCCUGACUACAAGACGGCCUUCCCCUCCUUUGAGGACGCCUUGCAUCGCCUCCUGCCCUACCACGUCUACCAGGGCGCCCUCCCCUCCCCUAACGACUACCACAAAGUGGACGAGGAGUUUGAGACCGUCUCCACGCAGCUGCUGAAACGCACCCAGGCCAUGCUCAAUAAAUACCGCCUCCUGCUCCUGGAGGAGUCCCGGAGGGUGAGCCCGUCAGCGGAGAUGGUCAUGAUCGACCGAAUGUUCAUUCAGGAGGAAAAGACCACCCUGGCCUUGGACAAACAGCUGGCCAAGGAGAAGCCAGAUGAGUAUGUGUCUUCCUCGCGUUCUCUCGGCCUCCCGGUCGCCGCCUCUUCCGAGGGACAUCGGCUCCCCGGCCACGGCCCACCGCCGUCCUCAGCGUCUGGGGCUCCGACCCAGCCCCCUCUGCACCUGCCCACCAAGCUGGUGAUCCGGCACGGGGGCGCAGGCGGCUCCCCUUCCGUGACCUGGGCCCGGGCGUCGUCCUCCUCCCUGUCCUCGUCCUCCUCGUCGUCCGCCGCCUCGUCCCUGGACGCCGACGAGGACGGCCCGAUGCCCUCCCGCAACCGCCCACCCAUCAAGACCUACGAGGCCCGGAGCCGCAUCGGCCUCAAGCUCAAGAUCAAACAGGAAGCCGGGCUCAGCAAGGUCGUCCACAACACGGCCCUGGACCCGGUGCACCAGCCCCCGCCGCCGCCCCCCGCCGCCCUCAAGGCGGCCGAGCCCCCGCCCCGGCCCCCGCCCCCGCCCCCGCCCCCGCCCACCGGCCAGAUGAACGGCACGGUGGACCACCCGCCACCGGCCACCCCCGACCGCAAGCCACCGGUCCCGGCCCCGCACUGCCCCCGCCUGCCCCUCCGGAAGACGUACCGCGAGAACGUGGAGGCCCCAGGUGGCGGGGCUGCCGAGGGGACGGCAGCAGGCAGGGCCCGGGGCAGCAGUCCGGCGCCUCUGCCCACCAAAGUGGACGAGGCCACCAGCGGGCUCAUCCGAGAGCUGGCGGCGGUGGAGGACGAGCUGUACCAGCGGAUGCUGAAGGGCGCCCCGGGCGAAGCCGGGGCUGCCACUGGGCAGGGCAGCGGCAGCCGGGAGCCCGGCUGGGAGGCGCCCCCGCUGCCCCCCGCCAAGCGGCGCAAGUCCGAGUCGCCCGAUGUGGACCAGGCCAGCUUCUCCAGCGACAGCCCGCAGGACGACACGCUCACGGAACAUCUCCAGAGCGCCAUCGACAGCAUCCUGAACCUCCAACAGGCCCCCGGCCGGACGCCCGCACCCCCGUACCCCCACGCUGCCCCAGCAGCCGUCACCCCUGCCUCCCCGUCGCCCCUGCACAGGCCGGAGGCCUACCCGCCCUCCAGUCACAACGGUGGCCUCGGCGCCAGGACGUUGAACAGAUAACACCGGGCUGAUGUUCCCUCUCCCGUCCCUUCGCUGCGCAGGGAUGCCGGGCGGGGGGCAGCCGUGCGUCUGACCUCAGCCUCCUGGGGGACACAAGCCGGGGACCCCUCCAGUUGUUCUUGCCUAAGUUAUUUGAGUCACAAAAGCCUCCUCCCCCACCUCCUGCUUCAGCCGGGUCAUUGGGUGGGGGUCGUGGAUUUCGGGGAGGGGGCAGUCAUGUACAAUGUCCCCUUGCCAAAGGAGGGCGUAAUCCUGUCAUUUCCUUUUCUUCCUAUUUCCUGCCACACUCCGCCCCUCCACUGGGGGACACGCGUGCAUUUGCCAGGGAUGAGGGCUCCCUGGCUGUCCCCACUGCUCACGCGUACACGGGUACCCCAGGUACCAGGCCUGUCCGUGUGGCUUCACGGAUCCGUGAGUGGAGGGUGCUCAGAGCUGGCAGGGUCCUUGGGAGCGGCGCUCAGCCUCUCCCCACCACUCCCUAUAGGCUGAGAGAGGAAGCGCAGGGAAGGGGCAGCGGGAGCCCGCGCCCCGGGCCGCCCCACCUGGGGCGCUGUGCCCGCGGGCGCCGGGGUCACGCCCGCGUGUGUGCGUCCCACUCCGUGUCCUUUGUCCCUCUGAGUGUGCUCGAGUAAGAGAGAGAUUCUGAAGCCUCCAGUCCCUCGACUGAAAUCCGAGCGCCUCCAAAACCGGAAAGCGGGGUCUUCCUGCCACCCCUUCCCCACCAGUCUUCCCUCUGUUCUUCCUGCCGCCAGCCACCCGCGCCAGAUUUUGAAAUCUUGGAGACAAAACUAGUACUGUAAGAUAAAUUUUUUUGUACUGUAUUUAUUGUGUAUAACGAUUUUUUUAAAGGAGAAUUCUGUACAUUUAGAACUCUUGUAAAUUAAAAA